UAGGUAUUUUUACGUCUAUCUGGGUGACAAGUGAAAUCGGUGAAAUUAUUUAUUUAUAAUAGGAUUACUUUACAAAAAUGUCGUUUUUCGGAGUAGGGAAUCCUUUUGCUUCGCCUGUUGGCCAGAAAAUAGAACAAGCUACAGAUGGAUCGUUGCCGUCGGAAAAUUGGGCUCUUAACAUGGAAAUAUGUGAUAUUAUUAAUAGUAGUACAGAUGGACCUAAAGAUGCCAUCAAAGCUAUACGAAAGAGAUUGACUCAGAGUGCUGGAAAAAACUACACCAUAGUAAUGUACACUCUAACAGUGCUCGAAACUUGCGUCAAGAAUUGUGGAAAGAGCUUCCAUGUAUUAGUUUGCAACAAGGAGUUCAUUACUGAACUGGUGAAACUUAUUGGGCCUAAAAAUGAUCCCCCAACAGUUGUCCAAGAGAAAGUUCUUAGCCUCAUCCAAUGCUGGGCAGAUGCUUUCCAAAAUCAGCCAGAACUACAGGGAGUGGGUCAAGUAUACAAUGAGCUGCGAACCAAAGGUGUUGAGUUUCCAAUGACAGAUUUAGAUGCUAUGGCGCCUAUAUUUACGCCACAAAGAAGUGUGCCAGAUGGAGGUGAGCCCAUCGUUGGUUCUCCUCAACGCGCUGCCAUCCCGCAAAAUUCGCCCAGUCGGCCCACACAGGAGCAAAUUUCGGGCACACAGGUGACGCUGUCCGAGAGCCAGACGAGCAAGCUGCGCGCCGACCUGUCGGUGGUGGAAGGCAACAUGACCGUCAUGAACGACAUGCUCACCGAGCUCACCGCGCAGCCCUACCACCAGCACCACGACACCGACAUCGAGCUGCUCAACGAGCUGGCGGACACGCUGCGCGCGAUGCAGGCGCGCGUGGCGGAGCUGGUGGCGCGCCUGGCGGGCGAGAGCGCGCUCACGGCCGAGCUGCUGCUCACCAACGACCGCCUGCACAACCUGCUGCUGCGCCACUCGCGCUUCCUCAACAACAGAAUCGCCGCAACCGGUGGAGCGACUCCAUCCGCCAUCUUGGGUGCCGCUAUGGGGGUCCCCGGUACGACCUCGCCGGAAAAGACCGAAGAUGACGCUCUCAUUGAUCUCAGUGAUGACGUGCCCGACGUAGCUAAACUAACCGUAAAAGACGAGCAGCCCGACAAGUCUCCGAGCAGUUCCAAGGACGAGUUCGACAUGUUCGCGCAGUCGCGGAACGUCACCUACGAGACCGCCAAGACUGGGGGCAGCAGCUACGCCGACAACGCGGAGGAGCAGCGCAGCGCCGGCCUCGCCGCCGCCGCGCAGCUGCGCCCCGCCGCCGCGCUCCCGACUGGAAUGGAUCAGAGAGAAUUCGAUGAGAUAUCGGCUUGGUUAGCGCAGGAGAAGGCGGCCUCGGAAGCGAAUGGAGCCCAAGAGAGUGUGACCAGCAGUGACUUCGACAAGUUCCUCGCCGAGAGAGCCGCUGCCGCCGAAAAUCUACCCAACGCCGGGGAGAACCGAGCUCAAAACAAUCAAGCGACCCCGCGACACAGGCAGAUCAAGAAAGACGAAGACUCCAUGUUCGCGCUCUGAUUUGUUUCGACAUCGACGUAAACGGUUCGCUGCUUCACUGCUAAUAUUUGUUUAUGAGAUAGAUGAGAACGUGGUUCGUAAUUCGUAACCAAAAGUAUUAUAAAAUCAACAAAUCUAUGGUUAUUUACAAUCGAAGUUGAAUAAAACAAUCUGACAUCGUUCUAGAUUAAGUUUGGAGUACAAGUUGGAGUCAUGUCUCUACCAAUCAUGUUGCAUAUUCUAAACUUACCUAAUUUGACCAUCGACCAAUCUUAAACUGGUUGGUUUCUUUCUCAUGAAUGAGGUUAAAAAUCAAUAGUCUUUAACUAUUUGUUAUGUUAAAUUACUUUAAUAUAGACAUUACAUACAAAAUACUUCCCACCAGUAUGAAGAAAUUAAAUAACUCGAACGUAGCAUUUGAAAACAUUAUUUAUUGUUAAGAAUUAUAUUUAAAAUAAUAUAUAACUCAAUCCGAAGCAAGUCUCGAAGGGAUAACGGGAAGUGACAAUUUUUAAAUAAAUAUAGCAGUGAAUGCUAGACAUGCGUGUGCGCAUCUUUCACGAAAUUAAGUUUAAAUGUUUUUUCGCAUCGAAUUAUGCAUCUUUAAAAUUAAUUCACAUUAUUUCAUAGUGAUAAUAACAUGGUUCUAUACAAUAGCUCGACUUAAAGAUGCCGAAUGGUGCCUGGCUUUUAUAAUGAAAUAUAUUAAGCAAAGAAAACCUCUGAACAUCUUAUGUAUCAUGAUAGGAAACAAUAAUUAAAAAUAUAAAUAAGUUAGCGAUUAUUUAUUAAAGUUUACUUUAUAGUAAAUUUUUUGUUACAAAAAUUUGAGAUUAUGUUAAGCGUCAUUUAAACAAAAUCAAUGCAUUUUAAAUAACGACUGCGAUGUAAAUUUAUCGCAUUUAUUGCAUAUGCUGGUAUAUAUACAAUCAAAUAUUCUUUAUAUGAAUAUGUAUAUAUAAAUUUGAAUGAGGGAGCAUUUAUGAAUACCAUUAUAUUGUAUUAUUGUUGCAUAUGUGUGUUUGACUAUUUAAAAAAUACAUUUUUUAUGGGAUACUCUCAAGUUCACACAUUUAAGUAAGAUCUUGCCAUGUCUUAAACUUUGACCUUCAUUAUUUUUUAUAUAUGUCAAAUACUGAAAUGCUAUAACGAUUACAUAAAAAAAAAAAACAAUUAAUGGCUUAUGUGAUAUAUAUAUUAUACAUAAAUUUAAUCAUUUUAUAUAUAAUGAUAGUAUGGUAUUACUUUUUAUUUGCGCAAAAUUUUAAAUGUGCAAUAUUUUUUUGAUAUAUAUAAAUCAACGAUCGUUAUAUGAUAGGUUCUCUCAUAUUUACGUUAAUAAUAAAUUUUAUUUUACAAGUAGUCCAGUCUCGACUUUAGUGAAAUUGUACCCGCCUCUGUAGUUACUUAUGACGCCUGUUUGUCCGUUACAUGUCCUAUACACAGUAGUAGAGUAACCAAGCAAAAUGUUACCUUAAAUUAAGCCCUAUUUGUACCAAAGUAGAACGCUUUCAACUACAUGGCUUCUGACUCAUGUACCAUUUCAAUAAGUAUUUCAAGAAUAUUCGAUUGAAGAUUUUUUUUUAUUUUUAUUGUGCACAAAACUAUAUAUAGUGUGUUUUCAAAGAUGGCAUAAGUUUAUAAAAUUCUAAAAUAACGAUUUUACAUCAACUGGAAAAUAAUAUAAAAUCUAUAAUUUGAAGUUGUGUAGGAAAAUGAAUGAAAAUCAGUCAUCAAUAACUU
Vanessa atalanta (red admiral) is the source of this 3284-nucleotide messenger RNA. RefSeq names its product target of Myb protein 1. Gene Ontology annotation, molecular function: clathrin binding; phosphatidylinositol binding; ubiquitin binding. Lineage: Eukaryota; Metazoa; Arthropoda; Insecta; Lepidoptera; Nymphalidae. The coding region runs from base 78 to 1562 and encodes 494 amino acids. The transcript has 13 exons. The record is from RefSeq and is a predicted model, not a curated record. Gene Ontology annotation, biological process: signal transduction. Gene Ontology annotation, cellular component: membrane; endosome.